Lotus japonicus is the source of this 1019-nucleotide messenger RNA. RefSeq names its product NDR1/HIN1-like protein 13. The transcript has a single exon. Lineage: Eukaryota; Viridiplantae; Streptophyta; Magnoliopsida; Fabales; Fabaceae. The record is from RefSeq and is a predicted model, not a curated record. Gene Ontology annotation, cellular component: plasma membrane. The coding region runs from base 110 to 898 and encodes 262 amino acids.
CCCACACCUGAUCUCAAUCUCAACAACACUCAUCACUCACACAAACCUUGCUCUUCUUUCUAACUCGCCGCAACUCGCUCCUCACUCACUGAGUCACCGACUCACCACAAUGGCUGACCGAGUUCACCCCCACACCUCACCCCCUGCUUCCGCCGAGUCACAACCCGCUCCACCUCCCUCGGAGAAACCAGCCUCGCCUACCGGAACCUACGUCAUCCAGAUCCCCAAGGACCAAGUCUACCGCGUCCCUCCGCCGGAGAAUGCGCGCCGCUACGCCAACUACAACCGCCGCAAAACUCGCCGAUGCGGCUUCUGCUGCUGCCUCUGCUGGCUCAUCGGCCUCCUCUUCAUCUUCCUCAUCCUCCUCGGCAUCGCCGCCGGCGUCUUCUACCUCGUUUUCCGUCCCAAAGCGCCUAACUACUCAAUCCAAACCGUCUCCGUCAAAGGAAUGAACCUCACCUCGCCAUCGCCGUCAUCCGCGGCGGCAAUCUCGCCGGAGUUCGACGUCGCGGUGAGAGCCAACAACGGCAACGACAAGAUCGGGAUCUACUAUUUGAAAGGAAGCUCGGUGGAAAUGUUCUAUAGAGACUCGCGGCUCUGCGGCGGCGCGUUGCCGGCGUUUUACCAGGCGUCGAACAAUGUGACGGUGUUUAAGGCGGUGUUGAAGGGCGACGGCGUCGAACUCGCCGGGUCGGAUCGGACGGCGUUGGUGAACGCGGUGGCGAAACGGAGCGUGCCGUUGACGAUGAAGCUGAGAGCGCCGGUGAAGAUUAAAGUGGGGUCCGUUAAGACGUGGAAGAUUACCGUUAAGGUGGAUUGUGACGUGGCGGUGGAUCAGUUAACGGCGAAGUCGAAGAUUGUUCAUAAGGAUUGUAGUUAUGGAUUGGAUCUUUGGUGAUGAAAAUUGAAACUGUUUAGAUUAAUUAAUUAAUACAUUCUUUAUAAAUUUUUUGUAUUAUUAGCAUAGAUAUUAUGUAGAUUUUCAUGUAUACAUUGAUAAUACAUUGCUGUUAAUUUUA